Molecule: messenger RNA, 1869 nt
Organism: Drosophila biarmipes
Lineage: Eukaryota; Metazoa; Arthropoda; Insecta; Diptera; Drosophilidae
Product: esterase B1
Exons: 3
Coding region: 29-1735 (568 amino acids)
Source: RefSeq, a predicted model, not a curated record
AAAUCAUUGCAAAGCACCCGAUUAUGACAUGUGGAAGCUCUACCAGCCGAGUAGUCGAUGCGGCAUCAAAUGUCUUCGAUUCCUCAACCCGCGUUGUGGCAAUGGCACCAGGCGAAUUACCUGCCCCUCACCCGGUGAGCAGGACUCCAAGGUCGUCGAGCUGUCGGUGGGGAGAGUGAAAGGUCGCCGGCAGAGCGGUAUCUACGGGGAUGUGUUCUACAGUUUCGAGGGAAUUCCCUUCGCCAAGCCUCCUCUUGGGCAGCUCCGCUUCGUGGCAUCUCAACCAGCGGAUAGGUGGCUUUCGGAGCUGGAUGCCAGGCAGGAGGGCCCCAUUCCCUUGCAGAUGGAUAGGCGGACGGGAAAAGUCAUCGGCAGCGAGGAUUGCCUGUACCUAAAUGUGUACACCAAACAUUUUGAUGAAUCGCAGAGACCCCUGCCCGUAAUGGUGUACAUCUACGGCGGAGGAUUUCGCACGGGCGGCGCUAUAAGAGGUAAAUACGGCCCGGACUAUCUGAUGAGCAAGGAUGUGGUGUACGUGCUAUUCAACUAUCGCCUCUGCUCCCUGGGAUUUCUGAGCAUGCCGAGUGGCGAGUCGAAUGUUCCGGGCAAUGCGGGACUUCAGGACCAGCUGCUAGCUCUUCAAUGGGUUCGCCAGCACAUCCGGAACUUCAACGGAGAUCCGGAGAACAUUACCCUUUUUGGUGAGAGUGCCGGGGCUGCCUCGGUACACUUUAUGAUGUGUCUGCCUCAGGCGAAGGGUCUCUUCCACAAGGCCAUCAUGAUGUCUGGUUCGAUGCUAAGUCCCUGGGUGGAUGCGCCCGAAAGAGAGAGUUUGUUCUGCCGCCUGGCCAUGGCUGCAGGGUAUCAAGGACCCGUGGAGGAGUCCUCCGUGCUGACUUUCCUGCGAAGCGUGAAAGCAGAAAAGCUGAUGGGUCACGACUUCAUCUCACCGCGCGAUCGCUGCUUUGGGUUUCUCAACCCCUUUGUUCCCGUCGUAGGAGGCCUCAUUCAAGCCCCCUUCGAGCAGCUAAUGAAGAAGGCGUGGUCCUGCCAAGUGCCUCUGCUGCUGGGCGGCACUUCCUUCGAGGGCCUGGUGUGCUAUCCCUUUUGCCGCCUGGACAAUGGAUACAUGCUGGAUCUGCUCAAAGCGGAACCGGCGAUGGUCCUGCCCCACGAGCUGUAUCAAUCGAUGAGUCCCGAGGAGCGCGUCUCCGCCGCGGAAGUGCUGGUGAAGCAUCACUACGGACCCCGGGGAAUCACCAAGUGCAAUAUCACACAGAUCCUAGAUAUCUUCAGCUACAAGCUAUUCUGGCACGGCAUCCACAGAGCGGUCCUCUCCAGAUUAUCCCACGCCCAAGCACCAACCUAUCUAUACCGGUUCGAUUUCGACUCGCCAAAGUUGAAUCUGAUGCGAAACCAGCUGUGCGGCGAUGACAUCAAGCGCGGAGUUUGUCAUGCGGACGACUUGGGCUACAUUUUCCACAAGCAGGGCCAAAUGAGGCAGCCUUUUGACUCCGCGGAAUACCUGACCAUCCAGCGAAUGAUGGGCAUAUUGACGACCUUUGCCAGGACCGGGGAUCCCAACUGUCCGGAGUCGGGACCGGAUCAGUGGCUACCCGUCUCCCCAAAGUCCCCGUUUAAGGUCUUAAAUAUUGCACAGGAGGCGGAGUGUGUAACGCAAUUCGAAAAGGAAGGUCUGGAAGUGUGGAAUCGGCUAUAUAGUAAUGCGAAGUAGUACAGGCAAUUUGGGACUGAAAGUAUAUUUUGCUAUAAUUUUUGUAACUACCAUGCAAAUGUAUUACAAAAAAAAUAAUUUAAAAAACCUUUGCACGUUUAGUGGUUUAACUUAUAAAAAUAAUUUGAAAAGUA